Messenger RNA from Rotaria sp. Silwood2, 969 nucleotides. Lineage: Eukaryota; Metazoa; Rotifera; Eurotatoria; Philodinida; Philodinidae. The record is from the annotation of a GenBank genome assembly.
AUGUCUAGUACAAUAGCAAUCAUCAUAACCCUCUUAGUUAUGGCAAAAUCACGAACAUCUGCAUAUACUGUAUUCUUCUCGACAAUUAAUCAAACUGGAUUUAGUUUUCCCUAUGUCUGUUUAAUUGGGAUAUCACCGACACUUUUUAGUUUUAGUGGGUUUGAUGCAGCCGGACAGCUCUCCGAAGAAACACGCGACGCUUCCAGAAAAGCUCCAUUAGCCAUUAUUGGUACAUGUGCUUGCGCUGCUGUGAUUGGCUUUGCCUAUCUCUUAUCGUUGAUGUUUGCUGCGGGUGAUCCUUUGGAUCUCAUUAAAAAACCAUUAAAUCCUAGUGUCACAGUGCAAAUCUAUCAAAUAAGUACUCCAUCUUCUGUUGCACUGCUAUUCACUAUUUUAUUGAUAAUAUGUUUAUAUUUCGCUGGAGUGUCAGCGACAACUGUUUCAUCACGAAUCGGCUAUGCAAUGGCUCGAGACAAUUUGUUUCCUUAUUCGAAAUACUUAUCUAUAGUUUAUCAACGAACUCACACACCACUACCUUGUGUAUUUUUAGUGUGUGUAAUCAAUAUAUUAUUGUUAUUGUUGCAACUUGUCUCGACGACAGCCUUUGCUGCUAUUAUUUCAAUAUCAAAUAUUGGUUUUCAAUUUUCGUACAUGUUACCAAUUCUAUUUCGUAUAACAUCAUCAAGAAGAACAUUUCCGAAGGGACAUUUCAAUCUGGGCAAAUUCAGUUUUAUCAGUGGAUUAUUGAGUACAAUGUGGUUGUUUGUAACAUGUCUAAUCUUAGCAUUUCCAUAUAAUUAUCCGAUAACGGCUGAAAACUUUAACUGGACUAUUGUAGUGUGCUCAGUAGUAUGUCUAUUGGCUGGCAUUUACUGGAUAUUUGUAGCUGGAAAACAGUUCGCGGGACCGCAUCGAUUGACCUUUGUCGAAACACCACCAUCACCAAAUAUUAUUGCUACCAGAUUUUAA